This is a messenger RNA of Cydia fagiglandana, 5384 nucleotides long. It is a transcript of the gene Adamts-1, whose product is annotated as A disintegrin and metalloproteinase with thrombospondin motifs 1-like. NCBI's taxonomy places the organism in Eukaryota, Metazoa, Arthropoda, Insecta, Lepidoptera, Tortricidae. Gene Ontology annotation, biological process: proteolysis; extracellular matrix organization. The coding region runs from base 131 to 3178 and encodes 1015 amino acids. The transcript has 17 exons. Gene Ontology annotation, cellular component: extracellular matrix. The record is from RefSeq and is a predicted model, not a curated record. Gene Ontology annotation, molecular function: metalloendopeptidase activity.
AUGCAAUCUAUAAACCGCGGAGUCGUUUACCUUCCGCGCGCCGAGACGGCCGCCAUGUGCGCGGACGCGUGAGUGCACAGCCCGAGUCGACGCGCGCGCAGAUAGACCGACCCCGCGGCGGCGCGCGGACAUGGUGCGCUGGCUGAGGGCGGCGCUCGUGCUGCUCGCCGGCCUCUGCGCCGGCGCAUGGCGCCCCCCGCCGCAACCGAUGCUCCUCACCACCCUGCACCGCACGCGACGAGAAGCUCCCGACAACACGCGACACCUCCAGCUGCUCGGCUGGCAUUUGGAGCUUCAGGAAAACACUGCGAUACGAUCUCCUUACUACAACGAGUGUCAGUUUUACACAGGACGAGUGCUAUACGAGGAAACGUCAUCAGCGACAGUGACAGAAUGCGGGGAUCAGCUCUACGGGCUGCUGCAAGUAGAUGGGGAGGAGUUUGUGCUGCAGCCCACAGGACAAGGGAACAGUGACGGUACUCAUGUGCUCAGGCGAAGAGAUGUGUUACUUUCGGAGCAGCCAGCGGCGUAUAACCUCACGGGCGACACGGUAUCCGAUCUUGAACUUGACCUAUCUGAUGAGGAGUCGGCGACGCCGAUGCCGCAAGUGCGUCUGCGGCACAACCAUGACCGUGACGUCCAGGAAUAUCGCAAUGUGAUAGUAUCCAGACCCGUGACAGGCCCCCAGGAACUGUGGUUAGAAAUGGCCAUUGUGGCAGAUCACACAAUGUUGAAGUUUCACGGUCAAGAUGAAACACGAGUGAGGCACUAUAUUUUAGCGUUAAUGAAUAUUGUCAGUGCUAUCUUCAACGAUCCAUCGGUGAGCUCGAACAUGACGCUUGUGAUCAAUCAGUUGUACUUGGAAAACGAUCCUGUUGUGAAAUACGGGAAUGUUAAGAAGACGCUGGAAGCUGUAAACAAAUGGAACUACAGACAUUUAAUGAAAUUGCCACCAGACCGUGCGGGUUGGGAUGCAGCGGCUUGGCUGACCCGAGCGCCUCUCGGCGGGCCGUCGGGCUUCGCGCCCGUCUCCGGGGUCUGCUCGCGCGAGCGCUCCGCCGCUAUCAUCCGCGACGAGGGGCUCACGAGCGCCUUCGUCAUCGCGCACGAGUUGGCUCACCUGUUGGGCCUUACGCACGAUGGCGAGGAUCAGUGCGCAGCAGCGGCGCAGCGCGGAUCGGUGAUGGCGCCGACUGUACUCGCCUCGCUUCACAACUUCUCCUGGUCUGCCUGCUCCAAGAAACAGCUACAUGACAAGGCCAAGAAAUGGUGGUGCCUGCACACCCGCAGCCAGGACGACGGGGUGGAGCUGGGCGGUGCCAGGGAGCUGCCCAAAUACGCCUUCACUAUGGACGAACAGUGCCGAACCGAAUUCGGUGACGGGUUUUCGGUGUGCAAAUCGGUGAAGGUGCGGUCCGCGUGUCGGCGGCUGUGGUGCUCGCACCGCGCUCAGCCCAACGUGUGUCGGUCUAAGCGCGGCGCGCCUCUCGACGGCACGCCUUGCGGACCCGGCCAGUGGUGCGUGAAUCGAGUCUGUGAACCAAUGCCUGGUCAUGGGAUCAGAAGUGAGGACAGAGUAGAAGAACCACCGGAGCGGCCACACUGGGAGGAGUGGGGGGCAUGGAGCGCGUGCAACGCUGACUGCGGUUAUGGGCUGCGAACCAGGUCGAGGCGAUGCUGGUACAGGGGGGAGGUGUCAGAGAGCGCGUGCGAGGGCGGCGCGUCUCAGGUGGCGACGUGCUGGGCCGGCAGCGCCUGCGCAGCUGUGCGCGACGCGCGCUCCGACUGGUGCCGCCGCCGGCGCGGCUCACUCAUACCUCACAUACACACCGACGAGUCUCAACAAUGUGAAAUGUGGUGUGUGGACUACACGGGAGGAGAUCCCUCCAGCUACGGCUCUCUGCCAGAUGCCACGCCUUGCAGCUACGACAGACCCUACGAUCUUUGUUACCAGGGGGCUUGUGUGAAAGGCCAGUGCAACCCGUCGGACUCGACUUGCAACUGGUGUCCUGAUGGCUACUGUAGCAACAAUACGCAUCUUUACCACAGGCAAUUGGGAAAAGGCUGGACACGAAUAACUAUGGUCCCGCACGAGGCAAACCAGCUCUCCAUCCACAUCGCAACACCGGUCCCGCUUUCCAUAGCCAUCAGAGAACGCAAGCGUGACAAACACAUUCUAGAGCUGCGCAAACAUUCCAAGCGGGUCGAGCUCGAACAACAGCACAAUUACCUCAAAUACGAUCCAAAUGUGCCGCAGAAUUUGCAGAUAAUAGACCUGGAUAGUAACGUGAUAGAUAUAAAAGAGGAACGCUACGGCUGGGAGGGACAGGUGGUCGCUGCGAGCAGUUUGUUGCGGUGGACUCAGACGGACGCUGAUGUGCAUAUAUCGGCUCAGUCGCCGCUGCAGACUGAUCUGAUGAUUAUGGCGAUACCCGAGCACGAAUUAGAAACAGAAGAGGCAGUCACCGUGGAGGUGUCCGUCAACUAUAGCUCGCCCGCUGGCAAUAGCAGGAGCCGACCCAUGGAAUACAGCAAGUGGCCCGUGCGCGGCCCGUGUAGCGCGUCGUGCGGCGGCGGGGUGCGCGUGGUGCGUCCACGGUGCCUGCGCGGUCAACAGUGUUCCGCGCCACGCUACGAGGCUUGCAAUACGCACCGAUGCGAGUUCCAAUGGAAGGCGGACGAAUGGGAGGCCUGCAGCGCCACUUGCGGAGACUCCGGACUGCAGGAGCGGCAGCUCUUCUGCGUGCCCGUUAAUCUGAACUCCACAUACCAAAGGGAUCUGAUUAGAGCCAUGGUGUCGCCGGCGCUAUGUUCGGAGCCCAGACCGGAGCAGCAGCAACCGUGCAACCGCUUGCCUUGUCCCGUCUACUGGCAAGAAAUGCCAUGGACGCCGUGUUCAACAACGUGCGGUCGCGGUAUAUCGCGGCGGCCUCUGGUGUGCCCCGCCGAGCACGAGUUCCUGUGCGGCGCGCGGCCGCGCGAGCGCCGCCGCCGCUGCCGCCUGCGCCGCUGCCCCGCACCGCGCCCCGCACCCUGCGCCGCCGACACCCUCAAGUACUGCGAGUUGUUCCCUACUGAGCAGCUUCGUAGGAACUGCAUUCUUCCUCAGUUCAGGAAGUAUUGCUGCAACGCUUGCGCCGCUGCCGACCGCACACGCACAGUCCGGGACGUUGGUUAAAUAGGAUAGCUUUAAUAAUAGGUUCAUAGACUUUUGACUGCCUAUAAUUUUUACGAUAGAUACUGUGAAAAUAUCAACGUUGCUAGAGUCAAAACUAUCUUAACAUUUUUUGCAUUGGACAAAAAUCGCAUGUCUUUACAAAAAGGGGGCUUUAAAUAAAAUUUGUAUUGUAUUAAUAUUGAUGUAGCAUAAUCUAUACCUAGGUUCACAUAAUACUUUACCAGUUUAAAUAGUUCUCGAACUAGAGUCUGUGCGGAAAGAGAAGAGUCGUGGGACUUGAGGGCGCGCCAGUGCUAUUUUAUGGUUUUUGCUAUGCUGACAACACUAGUCACGUGAUUAUAGUACGACACUAAAGGUCAUGAUACUUGUAUCCCUUUUGUUCCGGUUUUUUACCACGGCUUACUAAAUGGAGCCUGGUGGUGGUGUCGGCUCGUCAAAUCAAUCCUCUGAUUUAGCGCAGGCACUAGUUUUCUUUUUAAAACACACUCUUGUUUUUGUCUCAAAUACUAAAAAGUGACAGUGCGAUUGACAAAACUGCUAAAACUAGUUUACUAGUUAAGAAUCUGUCCCAUACAACUGUAAUUUUAGUACCAAACAAGAUAGAGUCUCAUUUAUGUACUACCUAAUCUGUGCAGUCCAACAGUUAUUUUAAUACAAAACCGGGUAGAUCGGGUAGAAAUUGGGCUUUAGAACUGUAAUUUUUCUAUCUGGGAUAUAUUUCACCCAUUGUAAACUUGACUUGUAAUGUAUGUGUACUUACAUUAUUAAUAAUAAAUAUGAAUAUGAAUAAAAAUAGUGCAUAAGUAGGUAGGCCUUAUUGGGAUAUGUCCGGUUCUCUCAUCUCACGAUAUUUUACUUCGCCGAAAAGUCUGGUAAAUAUGAAAUACUUAUAAUUUCGUAACUAACAGAACCUAGUAAACGAACUUACAAAUAAAGAAAUAUUUUUAUGAAAAAGUUUUAUUCUUUGUAAUCGAAGUCUGAAUUAAAAUAUUCAAUGUCACUUAUGUUUGAGCUAGCUUCAGAACAACCAGGGACUGAUGUGAGGAACUGGAUAUGCUCGAAUCCGGCACGUAGAUUACGAAUUCUUGCAUAUCACCUACUUAGCGGUCUUUUAUUCGAGAUACCGUAGGUACUUUUACACAAUCCUGAAAAAAAAUUACAUAUAAAUAUGCAUAAAAUGGCAAGUAUCAAGACUAUUUGUCAGUUAUUUUAAAGAUCAUGAAUGACCUGCAUAUUUAUGAAAAUUAAUAUAUUUUGAAUGAAUAUACUUACCGAUGAUGUACCGGAGACAAGUUACUUAGGGGGUUUAUUAAAUAGGUAAUUAUUUAAUAUUAAAUACAACAUCAAUACCCGCGAAUAGCGGAAACACGUUCCGCGACUUUUUGUAAGUCGAUAGUCGGCUUUUAGCCGUUUUCUUCCCCCUGACAAAACCGAACAAUGUUAAAUAUAAUUUUUCUUGUGGUUUUAUGUACGGUUUCAUCGUGUUUUGAAAAUAUUUUAUACAUAAAACUUGCGGUUUUCGUUAAUAAAAAUAUACAAUGACAGAAGUUUGUUUACUUUUUACAAGACAGGUGUCAAAGGUUUGAUUGCCAUAUAAAAUUUAAAAUGUUAGUUCCCGUUUCUGCCACGACUCUUCUCUUUCCGCACAGACUCUAUCAACAAUGCAGUGGAUAUUAAGGUAUUAACAGAUUUGUUAACAGUUUCGAUAUUUUGCAUGUAGUUAGGCAACUGAAAAUCGAAGUUUUUAAUUUGAGUUUUGACCAUCAGCAAGCGAUAUUAUAAUUAUUAUGUAAAUGUAUUUUAAUUACUUUUUACAUUUUAUAAACAGUAUUUGGUGUCACAUACCUUAAUAAUUAGUUAGGUAAUAUUAAUUAAGCUAUUACCGAGGCGUAGAUUCACAAAAAUAUAAUUUCUUCUAUCAGAAUCUACCACAUCAAUUUAUCUACUGCUUGAAAUCACAUGUACAGUGGCGUUCGAAAGUGCAUGGACAGAAUAUGUCGACCGUAAUGCCUUAAUAUUACGGUUGAAACAUGUCCAUGCACUUUUGAACGCCAAUGUACAUACCUUCGUAAAUAAUGUAAUGUGUAUUCAGUGUUGUAGGUAUUGUGCUGUUUGUACGUAAGUUCUGUAAAAUAUAUUUUAUACAUACUCGCAUAAGCGUAACGAAGUGCCAUAACUUCCAUAAUAAACGUGCUAUUUCUAAUAA